AUGCCCGCCUCAAGGGCAGUCCCGGGAGUCAAGAAUAGGCAAGGGAAGCCUAUAGGUACCGGGACUAGCUCGAACAAGAGGAAGGCAGACCGCCUUGCAAGGUUCGGCCCAGGGUCGGACCAAGGAGGUCUGCAGUACUCUCAAGCAGCUGCAGCUGAAAGGGAGGAGGCUGCAGCUGAAAGGGAGGAGGAGAAGCUCGACCCUAGAAAUAGGGUCGGGCAGUGGUGGACCCCUGAGCAGUGGAACCAGUGGGAAGAAGACUGGCGGGUCUGGCACCAGCACCGCGACUCUCGAAACAGAGUCGAGGAGGCCAAGUGGUGGGAAAAAGACCACGACGACGGCGAGGACUCCAGGCGGUGGUCGGGUGACAAGCCGCAGGAGCCAGCAAGCUACAGUAGCGGUGCUGGCUGGGCAGAGCCUUGGACCAGAGAGUGGGGGUCAAGCUGGGGAAAGGAGUGGGAGCCCUACUCGAAACAGGCUGAGGAGACUGAGGACGAGCUGAUGGAAGCGAGGCCCGAGCCGGUAGUUUUGAGGGAAGCCCGGCGAGGAAGGCGGCACCGAGCCACCAGCACUUCCUCCGAGGCCAGCCGCUCCCGCACACCACCACGGCUGGACCCGGUGCCACCUGAAGGCAUCGAGAUAGUGGGUGCGAAGAGCUCGAACUCUAGCGAGCAGCCCUCGAAAGAGGAGCAGCAGCCGAAGCCCUUGAAAAAGGGGAACUCUAGCGAGCAGCCCUCGAAAGAGGAGCAGCAGCCGAAGCCCUUGAAAAAGGGGAACAAGCAGCAGCCCAAGGGAUCUGUCGGCAAGGCAGUUCAGGGCAAGGGCAAGGCUGUUGCUGCCGAAGGUGUGCUCCAGGCGGCCAAGCUGUGCUUGGACUGGCACCAAGUCCUGCAGCUGGGGAAGGAGAACGAGAUCCGGCCGAUGUGGAGUGCUUCCGUGCGAGCACUCAAGCAAGCGGGCUGGGAAGUCUUUAUAAUCUCCUUCGUCACUCCGACUCACAACGAGGCGAGAGUGCAGGAGAUGUACAGGAUGCUGGAGGCAGCCAAUAUCCGGGACCAGGUGACUGGGGUUUGGACCUGCCCUGAAAGGGGCGGGCCAAACGGGAAAGUCGCCCUGGCAACCAGUCUUGGCUGCUCUUUGAUCCUGGACGACAAUCCAGUGAUCCUGCAGGAAGCCCUUGAAAAAGGGUUGAAGGUGUUCGCGAUCACCACGAAAAGAGAGCGGCACCAGGACCUGGCCAAGAAGCCCGGUGUGCGAGUGUUCCGAGACCUCUGUGUGGCCACGGAAGCAAUUCUGUGUCAGAUGAUAGACUGCAGAGUGGGUUUGUCCGAAGACCCCAGAAUGGGGAAAAAAGGAAGCUUCCCGACGAGCAAGCUUCAGAAAGUGAAGGCCAAGGCCAAGUGUGUGGCCAAGGCCAAAGCGAAGGCCAAAGCGACGGCCAAAGCGAAGUCUUUUGCUUCAAGGGCCCUGAAAGGGGCUCUUGCGAAGGCCAAGGCGAAGGGCCCCCUGAAAGGGGUGCUCAAGCCGACGAAGCACAACUUGAAGAAGCUGGGAAAGGAGAAAAGUUUGGCAGAGAAGGUUCAGGACCUUGCAAAAGGAGCCGACACCGCAGAGGAGGCGGUGUCGAAGGUCCAGCAGGGCCUCAGCAAGCUGGACAAGAGCAAGUUGUGGAGCCAGCACAACACCCACUUGAACAGGAACCCCGAGGCCAAAGAGAAGCAGGACAAGCUGGGGAAGAAAGACAAAGGUGCUGCUGCGACACUGUGGUUCCUUCGAGACAAGGUGCCACAGUUCGCCAACUUCUCAGAAAACAGGGAGGAGGCGACGACCUUGAGAAAGGUUGACAGGUGGUUGUCGGAGAAAGAAGCCCUGAGCAAGUGGACAGAGGCCGAGCUUGAAGCCCACUGCCAGUCGGGCAGAGUGCAGUACCGGGAAUGCCCAACCACGUGGGGGGUGUGGGAAUACCGUGACAACCACGACUUCGUCAAGGAGACCUCUGGAAGGAGGUCUCGGAACUGGUCCCGUGGCCAAGAGUUCCACCUCGAAGACGACGACGAGCAGGAAGAAGGCCUGGAGGACUUUUUCGCCUUGGACGUGGAGAAGCUUUUGGGCCUCACAGAGGGCAAAGGGAAAGGCAAGGCUCUGGCCUUGACAAAGGGUGGAAAAGCCAAAGGAAAAGGCGGCAGGAAAGGCAAAGGCCAGCAGCAGGAGGAAGGGCAGCUCGCCCUGCAGGACGGCUCGACAGCGGAGGAGAAGGACGACGACGUGCAAGCUUACUUGGGCAAGGCCAAGAAGGCAAGGGACCUGCUGUCGUGCACAUACAACAACCUCGAAGAGGCCUUGGCAAAGGCCAAGGCUUCGUCCUACUGCAGUGCCGCCUCGCAGAAGGAUGCCAAAAAAGCUUUGGCAGACCUGGACGGGCUGCUGCAGAAGACGAGUGGUGUCCUCGAAGAGAGUCUGCAAGAAGGAGGUGGUGGUGAGCCUCCUUCAGCAGGCGGCGGCCACGGUGAACCAGGCGAAAGACCUGGGGAAGGAACUCCUGGCGAUGGCUGCCAAAACACCCAGCAAGUCCUCGAAGCUGAAGUAAUCAGCUCGGGCACAGUGGCAUCCCUAGAAACAGGGUGUAAGACCACUGCCAGUGCUCUCGAAACAGAGCACAGCACUCCUUUGCUCUCGAAACAGAGCAGGACAGCCGUUGCUCUCGAAACAGAGCACAACCGUCCUCGACAAAGUUUUUUUUCGUGUCACAGCUUCGGCUUGUAG
This is a messenger RNA of Symbiodinium sp. CCMP2592, 2763 nucleotides long. The record is from the annotation of a GenBank genome assembly. Lineage: Eukaryota; Dinophyceae; Suessiales; Symbiodiniaceae.